AUGCAGACCCUUUCCCUCCUUCUCGCUCUCGCCCCUGUGGCUGCUGUAGCCCAGUCCCCUGUCUGGGGCCAAUGUGGUGGCAUUGGAUGGAAUGGUGCCACAACUUGCGCUUCCGGCCUGAAGUGUGAGAAGAUCAACGAUUACUACUUCCAGUGUAUCCCUGGAACAGGUGGCUCGGACCCUGACCCUGAGCCAACUCAGCCUACCACUCCCUCUCCUACUGGAGGCAGCAAUACCGGAACCGGCCUCGACGGAAAAUUCAAGGCCAAGGGCAAGCUCUACUUCGGUACUGAAAUCGACCACUACCAUCUCAGCAACAAUCCUCUCAUCACCAUCGUGAAGAGGGAGUUCGGUCAAGUUACCCCAGAGAACAGCAUGAAGUGGGAUGCUCUUGAGCCCAGCCGAAACCAGUUCAGCUUCUCCAACGCUGACCAGGUUGUCAACUUCGCCCAGACCAACGGCAAGUUGGUCCGAGGACACACCCUGCUCUGGCACUCUCAGCUGCCCCAAUGGGUUCAGAACAUCGGCGACCGAUCUACCCUAACCGCCGUCAUCGAGAACCACAUCAAGACCAUAGUCACCCGCUACAAGGGCAAGAUCCUCCACUGGGACGUCGUUAAUGAGAUCUUCGCUGAGGACGGUUCUCUCCGCGAUAGUGUUUUCAGCCGAGUCCUCGGCGAGGACUUCGUUGGUAUUGCCUUCCGCGCUGCUCGCGCCGCUGAUCCCGCCGCCAAGCUGUACAUCAACGACUACAACCUCGAUAACGCCAACUACGCCAAGGUUACCCGCGGAAUGGUCGAGAAGGUCAACAAGUGGGUGUCUCAGGGAAUCCCCAUCGACGGUAUCGGUUCUCAGGCCCAUCUUGCUGCUCCCGGUGGCUGGAACCCUGCCUCUGCUUUCCCCGCUGCCCUCAAGGCCCUCGCUGCUGCCAACGUCAAGGAGGUUGCCAUCACCGAGCUUGACAUUGCUGGCGCCGCUGCCAGCGAUUACGUCACUGUCAUGAACGCUUGUCUCCAGGUCUCCAAGUGUGUCGGCAUUACUGUCUGGGGUGUUUCUGACAAGGACUCGUGGAGAGCUUCUGACAACCCUCUUCUCUACGACGGCAACUACCAGGCCAAGGCUGCUUACAACGCUCUCAUCAGUGCUCUGUAA
Fusarium sp. VM40 is the source of this 1152-nucleotide messenger RNA. Lineage: Eukaryota; Fungi; Ascomycota; Sordariomycetes; Hypocreales; Nectriaceae. The record is from the annotation of a GenBank genome assembly.